CCCAAUAUCAAUAAUCACAAUUCCCAAGAGAUUGCCUAAUUAACUUUGUCCCAACCACAAGCUCGGACCAAACAUUCCUACCUCAGAUACACACUACCCUUGUCGUCUGCCUAGCUAUGUUAUGAACUAAUUCAAUUUAUCAUCACACUUUUCUCUUGAUUCCUUUUUUAUUCUGAAUGGAUUUUUUUCGAAACAAGGCGCUUUCUCUCUGUGUCAGCUUGUGCUUCUCUCUGCUCGUCUCCAUAUUCAUCGUCGCCACGUCUUCAACUCCUCCUGCGCAGCAGUCGGAUAACUGGCUGUACGAUGCGGCCGGCGAUUGCAGCGGCGUUCGUGAAAUCUCCGAUUAUAAAGCGAAAUGCGCCUUCGUGAGGUCCAGCAGCGGCUGCAGCAACGGCUACUUGAACUACCUCGAGAUUUUCUACUGCGUCUGCGGAGAUUCUCCCGCGGUUGGGUAUUUGUGUCUGUUGCUGUGGAUGUCGGUGCUGUUCUACGUCCUCGGCAACACGACGGCGGAGUACUUCUGCCCCUCCGUGGAGAGCCUCUCGCGCGUGCUGAGGCUCUCCCCGACGAUCGCCGGGACCACGCUCCUCCCGCUGGGGAACGGCGCCAACGACGUCUUCUCGAGCGUGAUCGCCUUCACGCGCUCGGGAGACGCCGACGUCGGCCUCAGCAGCGUCCUCGGCGGCGCCUUCUUCAUCUCCUGCUUCGUCGUCGGCGUCGUCAGCAUCGCCGUCUCGUCGCGGGGGGUGAAGGUAGACCGGGCCAGCUUCGUCAGGGACGUGCUCUUUUUCCUCUUCGUCCUCUGCUGCGUCAUCGCGAUCAACAUCUUCGGGAGGAUUAAUUUCUGGUUUUCCCUCUGUUUCUUCUCUGUUUACUUUCUCUACAUCGCCCUCGUCUCCGUUAUGCAGUUUCUGCGGCGGAAGGAGGCUGUUAACGGCCAGGUUUUGGAUGACGUGGAGGUGCCUUUGCUAAAUCAUGUUGAUGAGAAUGAUAAAUCGUCUGUUUCGGUUUCGGUUUCUGUUAGGGACGAAUCUUGGUGUCGUCGCUGCAUCGGUAUGUUUGUGUAUGUUGUGGAAUUGCCGGUUUCGCUGCCGAGAAGGCUGACGAUCCCGGACGUCAGGGGCGAGAAUUGGUCGAAGCCGUUCGCCGUGGCGUCAGCGACGCUGGCGCCAAUGCUAAUCGGAGUGCUAUGCAUCAAGCAGAGUUUCGCUCUGCUAAUAGCAUCUGUCGUCGUGGGGAUAGUCCUUGGCGCAGCGUCGCUGGCCUUGACGAAGGGGGCGGGGCCGCCCAAGAGGUGGGUGCUGCCGUGGCUGGUCGGGUGCUUCUUGAUGAGCGUGACGUGGACAUACAUUAUAGUGCAAGAGCUCGUGUCGUUGCUGGUUGCCUUCGGAAACAUUUUGGGCAUAAACCCUGCGAUACUAGGAGUCACGGUCCUAGCGUGGGGGAACUCGCUAGGCGACUUGAUCUCGAAUUUGGCGAUGGCGCUGAAGGGGGGCGCGGACGGGGCGCAGGUGGCGAUAUCCGGGUGCUAUGCCGGGCCCCUCUUCAACACGCUGGUGGGGCUGGGGUUGUCGUUGGUGUUAGCGUCGUUGAAGGUUUAUCCCGAAGGGUAUGAUGUGCCGAGUGAUUCGGAUGUAUAUGAAACGGUGGGAUUCUUGAUGGGAGGAUUGCUAUGGGCGCUUGUGAUAUUGCCUAAGCGCAAUAUGCAGCUUGACAAAUCCUUAGGGAUUGGAUUGUUAGCGAUUUACUUGUGUUUUCUGUUUGUGAGGAUUCUAAAGGGUGUAGGAAUACUCCAAUUUGUUAGCUAGGAUUUCUACUUAUAAAGAAUUUAUUAAUUAGCCUAA
Molecule: messenger RNA, 1844 nt
Organism: Salvia hispanica
Lineage: Eukaryota; Viridiplantae; Streptophyta; Magnoliopsida; Lamiales; Lamiaceae
Gene: CAX7
Product: calcium exchanger 7
Biological process (GO): transmembrane transport; monoatomic cation transport
Cellular component (GO): membrane
Molecular function (GO): monoatomic cation transmembrane transporter activity
Source: RefSeq, a predicted model, not a curated record